Molecule: messenger RNA, 1681 nt
Organism: Cladocopium goreaui
Lineage: Eukaryota; Dinophyceae; Suessiales; Symbiodiniaceae
Source: the annotation of a GenBank genome assembly
AUGACACGGGAUGCGUCUUGGGCCACGGAGCAGCGCAUCAGACAAGUGUACGAGGUGGAAGGCGUUCGCAAAGUCCUCACCGCCAUUCAGCAUGGAUCGCAGAAGCGCUUCCUGCACUACUAUGCCCCACGAACUGGCAAGACCUUUGUGCAGGCCAGUUUGGCCUACUGGCUGAUGAAACUGAGUGAAGAGCUUGGCUUCAGCUUGGUGGUCAUAGUGAACGACCGGGAGUUCUUGGACUCGCAGAGCUUUGCAAUUUCGACGUAUUUCGGAGACGUCAUUUGCCAACCUGGCGGAGUUGUCAUGAGAGACCCCGGACGCCGUGACAGAGCUCACCAUCUGCAGUCGUCCAGCCGCAAGGUCAUCGAGGAACAUUUGCUGGGCAGGAUUCGACUGGACCGCCUGGAGAUUCGCCCAGUGGCUACGCCUGUCAGAUGCGAAAGCUCUUCAACCAUCAACCGGGUUGACCAACAACAACGUGGGUCGGAAGUGACACCAUCAGAAAUCCACAGCAACAUCAUGCUGUUGAAAAUCAUGCUGCCAGGUGAAAAAAUGAAGACUUUGGAGCGCGAUUCAUUGGCUGCGCUUUCCAAGAAGGCUUCAACUGGACACAUGGGCACUUUGAAGGCAUUGAGCAACGCCGGUGCUUCAUUGGCCAUGAAGAAGGUUCUCAUCAAUGGCGAGCCACGAGACCAUGCACACGCCAAGAGUGUACUUGAAGAGUUGCAGAAGGUGGAUGUCGAAGCCAAGAAACUUCUGAACCUCGUGAGUUCGAUUGACACAGUGAAGUCAGCAAGAGCGGCAGAGUGCUUCAAAGCAGUCCAAUCCAUUCGCCAACUGCUGGCUGAAGAUGCUUCGAAGCUUCAGGUUGCAUCACGACUGGGUGCUUGCGAAGCGAGUCUGGAUGCAUUGACCAAGUUUGGAUCUUUUGAAUUGGAUUUCGGCGAAUUCUUUGGAAGUUUCUCUACGCCAUUUCAUGCUGGCCGAAAUGCCGAAUUCUACCGGCAGAUCUGGGCACUGCUGACUCAGCUAGCUGUAGCAGACCAAGAAGCUGAGAAAGCAACUUCUGCAAAGAAAAGCGUUGAUUCCUUGGAGGAUUUUGAUGAUUCUGCGGAAGCAUCGCGGACAGCAACUUUGCUCCAAAAGCUGCGACAUGCUAUGGCUUCGGCAAGCCCUGCGUUGCUGAAAGCUAUGAAAGAUGAAAAGGCCGUGGAUGCCUUGCGUAGAGUCAUGGCCUUUGGGAACCUGGAACAUGUGAAGAUUGCAGAGGACAUUCUGAAUUUGUUUUCUGACAUUUCUGAGGAUGCCUUCAAGCUAGCGCACUACCGCCAUUUCCUUGGGCUCUUCUCAAGAGCCACCACAUUCGACUCAGAAGACCUGAAAUGUGUUCGAAAUCUCUUUGAGAGAGCUUUGCCCAGGCCAGAGCCUGACAUGUUCUCUCUCUUUUUCCAGCGUGCGGCUCGAGCAUCUUCUGAUUUGGAAGGGCAGAUCAUCCGCCGAUUUGGAUUGCAGCAAGUGGGACAGUAGCUUGUCAGAUGCGGAGGACCGGGACAUAGUCUUGGAAAUGAAAUUUUAACGGCUUUUGGAGAGGAAAGGCCAUCCAAGCGAUUACGAAGUGCUUGAUCCAAGAUAUCCAAGGCUGGGCUAAACUGCUAAACAUGACAGACAGGACUGAAAGGAC